AUGGGUUGGGUGGAAAACACCAACCGGAAGAUCGCGCGAAGCGCUGUCGGCCGCUGGUUCAAGCUAGAAGGAUGUGGACAUCCCAAGGAGAGGAAGGGGUCAUACUUCUUCACCGAGAUCCGUGCGGGACUUGCAACUUUCUUUGCCAUGGCCUACAUCAUUGCCGUCAAUGCUAGCAUCGUUGCGGACACCGGAGGUACCUGCGUCUGCCACCAGCCGCUAGACGGUCCGGAUCCCAUCUGCACUAGCGACACCGACUACCUUCUUUGCGUAUCCGAGAUCAAGAGGGACCUGAUCACGGCCACCGCCGCCAUUUCUGCCCUAGGAACAUUCUGCAUGGGCCUCUUCUCCAACCUGCAAGUUCAGACCCCGGCCGUGCCGAUUGGGAUUGCCCCUGGGAUGGGCUUAAACGCAUACUUUGCGUAUACUGUUGUCGGAUUCCAUGGGACUGGCCAGGUCCCGUUCCAGGUCGCUCUGACUUCCAUCUUUGUCGAAGGCUUCAUUUUCUUCGGCCUUGCUCUCCUUGGUCUGCGGCAGUGGCUCGCUCGCAUCAUCCCACGGUGCAUCAAGCUGGCGACAAGUGUUGGUAUCGGUCUUUUCCUGACACUUAUUGGCUUGACGUAUUCCGAAGGAAUUGGUCUCGUUGUCGGCGGCUCGUCGACUCCUAUGGAGCUGGCGGGCUGUUUGGAUGCACUCAAAGAAGACGGAUCGUGCCCGGACCAAUACAAGAUGCGCAGCCCCAUGAUGUGGAUCGGCAUCUUCUGUGGUGGUGUUUUCACCGCCAUGCUAAUGAUGUAUCGGGUCAAGGGCGCCAUCAUUGCCGGCAUCAUCCUCGUUUCGAUCAUCUCAUGGCCCCGCACGACGCCAGUCACCUACUUCCCAUACACGGUAGUGGGUGACAGCAAUUUCGAGUUCUUCAAGAAGGUCGUCGAUUUCCACCCGAUCCGGAACACUCUGAAUGUCCAAGAAUGGAAUGUCGGUAGCUACAGCGGGCAGUUUGGGCUGGCUCUGAUCACCUUUUUGUAUGUCGACAUCCUGGACUGCACUGGCACUCUGUAUUCCAUGGCCCGGUAUGCCAACCUCGUGGACCCUGUCACUCAGGAUUUUGAAGGGUCAACUCUCGCCUACAUGGUCGACUCGCUGACCAUUUCGAUCGGUGCCAUCUUGGGCACUCCGCCGGUCACAGCAUUUGUCGAGUCGGGCGCAGGCAUCGGCGAGGGCGGCAAGACGGGCUUGACUGCCAUGGCCACUGGGCUUUGUUUCUUCAUCUCCAUCUUCUUUGCGCCCAUUUUCGCCUCUAUCCCGCCGUGGGCAACGGGAUGCGUGCUGGUAUUGGUCGGCUCCAUGAUGACCCAGGCCGUCACCGAGAUCAACUGGAGAUACCUGGGCGACUCGCUGCCGGCCUUUGUGACGAUUGCCCUCAUGCCCUUCACGUACUCGAUCGCCGACGGCCUCAUUGCCGGCAUCUGCCUCUAUAUCCUGAUUAACACGUUGGUCUGGGUCAUCGAGAAGGCAUCGGGCGGGCGUAUUGUCCCGCCAAACAAGGAACUCAAGGAGCCGUGGUCAUGGAAGAUUGAGGGCGGUAUCAUGCCGCCGUGGGUUGGCCGCCUGGCAAGGGGCAAGAAGGACUUUUGGCGUAACGAUACCGUUUACGCGUCGGACGCUGAGGGUGUGGCAGAGAAAUCUGAGCCCAAGAUCUCUGGCUCAGAUGCGCCUGUUGAUCUGGGCAAGCCAGACAAGGCUGCAUAG
Molecule: messenger RNA, 1749 nt
Organism: Canariomyces notabilis
Lineage: Eukaryota; Fungi; Ascomycota; Sordariomycetes; Sordariales; Chaetomiaceae
Exons: 5
Coding region: 1-1749 (582 amino acids)
Biological process (GO): adenine transport; guanine transport; transmembrane transport
Cellular component (GO): plasma membrane
Molecular function (GO): purine nucleobase transmembrane transporter activity
Source: RefSeq, a predicted model, not a curated record